CAAGAAAGAGGACAGCUCAAAUUCAAUCUGGAUACCAGACAGGAAAGCUGGAGCAGGUUCAGCAGAGGCAACAGGGAUGGACAGGCGUCUCCUGCAAGCUGCCAUAUCGGGUGAUACCACAUCAAUGGUAUUGCAAGAGGGUCAGCAUGAGCCCGGCCUGCUGAUUGGAACGACUCCGGAGGGAAACACCUGCCUCCACAUAGCCUCGGCCCAUGGCCACCUGGGAUUCUGCACCCAUAUCCUGGAGAUGAACAAGUCCCUCCUCGACGCUGUCAACGCCGAUGGCGAGACGCCGUUGCUCGCCGCCGUACGAAACGGCCAAGUUUCAUUAGCUUCUUUUUUACUCAGUUACUGCCGCAAUCUGCACAUGAGCGCGACAAUCACGAAGCAAGAUAAGCAUGGAUGCAACGCGCUGCACCACGCCAUCCGCAGCGGACACGAGGAGCUCGCGCUCGCGCUGAUACAAGAAGAACCUGCCUUGACGAAAGCAGUGAACAAAUACGACGAGUCACCCAUGUUCAUCGCGGUGAUGAGAAACUUCAAAAACAUAUUCGAGAAACUGUUGGAGAUUCCUGAUUCUGCUGACGGCGGAACCUACGGAUACAAUGCUCUGCAUGCUGCCUUCAGAAAUAACAAUGCUGAUAUCGCCAUAAAAAUUGUUCAGGCUCGUCCUAAAUUGGCGAGACAAGAAUCGAACGGACAGUCGACUGCUAUGCACUUUGGUGUGCUGGAGAACAAGAUUGGUGUGCUAAGAGUAUUACUGGAAUAUGACUUCUCUUUAGGAUAUCUAGUCUGCACAGAUGGUGUCCCUCUUCUCAGUAGUGCCGCAUUCCGGGGCCAUGUUGAAGUUGCUCGAGAGAUUCUUAGACAUUGUCCAGAUGCUCCCUUUUUAGAUCAAACAGAUGGCACCACUUGUCUCCACACAGCUGUUCAAGAAGGUCAAACAAAAUUUGUGGACUUUGUUGUCCAGUCAAAUGAGCUUCGGAAAAUCAUUAACAUUCGAGACAAAGACGGUGAUACUGCUCUUCAUUAUGCAAUCCGGAAGUGCUAUCCAAAGAUCGUCGCUAUUUUACUGAAACAUCAAGAUCGAGACGUUACGAUGCUCAGCAACUCGGGUUGCCCCCCAAUCUGGGUACCUGAUGAUGCGGUCGACCACGCUAAAACGCUCAACUGGAAUGAAGUCUCCAUGCUUAUGUUGGAGGCUGACCCGGAAGACAAAGGUGAAAUUUAUAAUCUUAAUAAGUCAAUCAAACAUCAAGUAAUUGAAAACUCAAGAAAGGAUAUAAGGUCCUUGACUCAAACAUAUGCAAGCAACACUUCUUUAGUGGCAAUCCUCAUUGCGACAAUUACCUUCGCUGCUGCUUUUACCUUGCCUGGAGGAUAUAGUAAUGAUGUUGGAAGCGAGGGGCUUCCUAUCAUGGGUAGAAAGCUUGCCUUUCAGGCUUUCUUGAUAUUUGACACCUUGGCAAUAUGCACAUCGCUUACAGUUGCCUUUAUAUGCAUCAUAGCAAGGUGGGAGGAUCUUGAGUUCCUUCUUUACUACAGAUCUUUUACAAAGAAGCUCAUGUGGUUUGCAUACAUGGCAACCACAGCAGCAUUUGCAACUAGUUUAUAUACAGUUUUGGCCCCUCAUCUUCCAUGGUUGGCCAUUGCAAUUUGUGUCGUGUCAUUUUUGUUGCCCUUUAUCACUAAGCUUGUUGGUGAAUGGCCAAUCCUGAAGCUUAGGAUACGGUUGCGUGGAACUUAUGAGUCCGAGCUCCUUGAUUUGGUUUGA
Oryza brachyantha (malo sina) is the source of this 1774-nucleotide messenger RNA. Its product is annotated as ankyrin repeat-containing protein At5g02620-like. The record is from RefSeq and is a predicted model, not a curated record. NCBI's taxonomy places the organism in Eukaryota, Viridiplantae, Streptophyta, Magnoliopsida, Poales, Poaceae. Gene Ontology annotation, cellular component: plasma membrane. The transcript is spliced from 4 exons. The coding region runs from base 77 to 1774 and encodes 565 amino acids. Gene Ontology annotation, molecular function: protein phosphatase 1 binding; protein phosphatase regulator activity.